AUGCCGGUGUUUCAUACCAAGACCAUUGAGAGUAUCCUGGAGCCGGUGGCCCAGCAGAUCUCCCACCUGGUCAUCAUGCACGAGGAAGGGGAGGUGGAUGGGAAAGCCAUCCCGGAUCUGACUGUGCCAGUAGCUGCGGUGCAGGCGGCAGUCAGCAACCUUGUCCGGGUCGGAAAGGAGACUGUGCAGACGACCGAGGAUCAAGUGAUGAAGAGGGACAUGCCGCCUGCCUUCAUCAAGGUGGAAAACUCCUCCUCCAAGCUGGUCCAAGCCGCUCAGAUGCUGAAGGCAGACCCAUACUCAGUCCCUGCUCGAGAUUACCUGAUUGAUGGCUCCAGGGGAAUCCUCUCUGGGACCUCUGACCUGCUGCUCACCUUUGACGAGGCGGAGGUAAGAAAGAUAAUCCGUGUGUGCAAAGGAAUCCUGGAGUACCUAAGUGUAGCAGAGGUUGUAGAGACCAUGGAGGACCUCAUUACUUACACCAAGAACCUCGGACCAGGGAUGACUAAAAUGUCGAAGAUGAUUGAUGAAAGACAUCAGGAGCUGACCCACCAGGAGCACAGGCAGAUGCUCAUGACCUCCAUGAAUACAGUGAAAGAACUGCUGCCUGUCCUCAUUUCAGCUAUAAAGAUCUUUGUCGCCACCAAGACGAGUCGAGGAGCAGGAGUGGAGGAGGCUGAACGCAACCGAAAGUUUACAUUUGAAAAGAUGAGCACAGAAAUUACAGAGAUUAUCAGAGUACUCCAUCUGACGACCUGGGACGAAGAUUCCUGGGCCAACAAGGAUAUGGAGGCUUUGAAGAGAUGUCUGGCUGUAAUUGAGUCAAAGAUGGCUCAAGCUAAAGCCUGGCUGAAAGAUCCUCAUGGACAGCCUGGUGACCCUGGCGAGGUUGCUCUUCGCGUCAUACUGGAUGAGGCCGGGAAAGUCGGGGAGCUUUGUGCCGGAAAAGAGAGGAAAGAUAUUUUAGCCACUGCAAAAGCUCUGGGACAGAUGAGUGACCAGGUUGCUGAUCUGAGAGCCAGAGGCCAAGGGCAGACGCCUGGAUGUGUGCAGCGGGCCGGUCAGUGCUCUCAAGGCUUAGACUUGUUAUUUGGCAAAGUGGACAAUGCUGCACGCAGACUAGAAGCACUUAUCAAUGCAAAACAGGCCAUUGCCAGGAGACUGGAUGCUGCACAGGCUUGGCUUGCUGAUCCUCACGGGGGUCCAGAGGGAGAGGAAAAUAUCCGGGCGCUGUUAGCUGAGGCUAAACGCAUCGCUGAUCUGUGUGAAGACCCCAAAGAGAGAGACGACAUCCUGCGCUCCAUCAGUGAGAUUGCAGGCCUCACUGCCAGACUCGUGGAGCUCAGGAAACAGGGCAAAGGGGACACCCCAGAGGCUCGGGCCCUCGCUAAGCAGAUUGGAGCAGCAUUGCUAACCCUACAGUCCAAAACCAACCGAGCGGUGGCCAACAUGAGGCCGGCGAAGGCUGCAGUCACGUUGGAAGGCAAGAUGGAACAAGCUCUGCGCUGGGCGAACAACCCUGGAGUGGACGACAGAGGAGUAGGUCAGGCAGCGAUCAGAGGCAUGGUGGGAGAGGGAAAGAGGCUGGCAGGGGGCUUGUUGGGUCCUUAUAGACAGGACAUGUUGGGGCGCUGUGACCGGACAGAAGCACUGAUGGGGUCUCUAGCUGAUAUGGCAAACCGGGGAGAGGCUGAGGCACCACACGCACGUGCAACAGCGGCUCAGCUUCAGGACAGUCUGAAGGACCUCAGACAGCACAUGCAGGACGUGAUGACCCAGGAGGUUUCAGAUGUUUUCAGUGACACUACCACCCCUGUGAAACUUCUUGCUGUUGCUGCAACUGCCCCUCCUGAUGCCCCCAACCGAGAGGAGGUUUUUGAAGAGCGGGCAGGGAACUUUGAAGCCCACGCAGGUCGGCUUGGGGCAACAGCAGAAAAGGCUGCUGCUGUGGGCACAGCCAAUAGGAGCACUGUGGAGGGUAUUCAUGCUGCAGUCAAACACGCCAGGGAACUCACUCCACAGGUAACUUCUGCUGCUCGUAUUUUGUUGAAAAAUCCUGGAAACAAAGCUGCAUAUGAACACUUUGAUACAAUGAAAAACCAAUGGAUUGACAAUGUAGAGCGGCUCACUGGUCUUGUGGAUGAAGCUAUAGACACAAAGUCCCUUUUGGACGCAUCAGAGGAAGCGAUAAAGAAGGACAUUGACAAGUGCAGAGUCGCUAUGGCCAAUGUUCAGCCUCAAAUGCUUGUUGCUGGGGCUACGAGCAUUGCAAGGCGAGCUAACCGCGUUCUGUUAGUGGCCAAAAGAGAAGUAGAAAACUCUGAAGAUCCUCGGUUCAGAGACACAGUGAAGCACGCCUCAGAUAUCCUCUCUCACACCAUCUCCCCAAUGGUGAUGGACGCCAAGGCUGUGGCUGGGAACAUACAGGACAAAGCUCUACAGAAAGCAUAUCUAGACUCUUGUUUGCGGAUCCUGGCUGCAGUGGGAAAAGUCAGAGAAGCCUUCCAGCCACAGGAGCCCGAGUUCCCUCCUCCACCGCCAGAUCUCGACCAGCUCCAUGUGGUGGAUGACCAGGCCCCGCCAAAGCCCCCUCUGCCAGAAGGAGAAGUGCCGCCGCCUCGCCCCCCUCCUCCUGAAGAGAAAGAUGAGGAGUUUCCAGAGCAGAAGAUUGGGGAGGUGGUUAGCGAGCCCAUGAUGGUAGCAGCGAGACAGCUGCACGAUGAAGCUCGCAAGUGGUCAAGCAAGCCUGAGGAUGAGGAGGCAGGAGAAGAGAGGGAAGUAGAUGAGGAAGAUGAUUUUACUGAUGGUGAGGAUGACUAUGAACCAGAGCUGCUGAUGAUGCCUUCCAACCAGCCAGUCAAUCAACCCAUUCUGGCAGCCGCCCAGGCUCUGCAUCAGGAGGCCCGCAAGUGGUCCAGCAAGGGUAAUGACAUUAUUGCUGCAGCCAAAAGAAUGGCUCUGCUGAUGGCAGAAAUGUCUCGCCUGGUGCGUGGUGGAAGUGGAAACAAACGAGCCCUGAUUCAAUGUGCAAAAGACAUUGCUAAAGCUUCAGACGAAGUAACCCGACUGGCUAAAGAGGUGGCCAAACAGUGCACUGACAGACGCAUCCGGACCAACCUGCUGCAGGUCUGCGAGCGCAUCCCGACCAUAAGUACGCAACUGAAGAUCCUCUCAACCGUUAAAGCGACGAUGUUGGGGCGAACUAAUAUCAGCGAAGAGGAGUCUGAACAGGCCACAGAGAUGUUGGUGCAUAACGCCCAGAACCUCAUGCAGUCUGUGAAGGAGACUGUCAGAGAAGCAGAAGCCGCCUCCAUCAAGAUCCGCACAGACGCAGGCUUCACCCUUCGCUGGUCAGUAAGAAACAACGGGACUUAA
This is a messenger RNA of Knipowitschia caucasica, 3375 nucleotides long. The record is from the annotation of a GenBank genome assembly. NCBI's taxonomy places the organism in Eukaryota, Metazoa, Chordata, Actinopteri, Gobiiformes, Gobiidae.